AAUAAUAUAAUAAAACCCUCCCAACACCACCGCCGGCGCUUCAUUAGUCGCCGUGCACCGCCACCUUCAUGUCCUCGGACUCAACAAUGAAAUGAAUCCACUAUCAACCUUCAGAUACAGAAUCUUCCAAUCAACAACAACUCCAUUCUCACCCUUUUUCCUCUUCAACCAAAAACGAUGGAAAAAACCCGUUAUUUCAGCGCAAACUCGUUUAGAGGACCGAGUAAGAGACCCACACUUCGACAAACUAACAACCCAUUUCAAAAAACUCAACGUUGUCCUCAAAAUCCACACCCUCAUGUCAAAUCGAAAACGCGGUUCUUUCGUUUCGCUUCAGCUCAUGUCCCGUUGGAGAAACAUCCUCGGACUCAAUGUCACUGUCACUUCCUUUCUUCAAAAAUACCCUCAUGUUUUUGACCUCUUUCUCCACCCUUUUAGGAGGAACAUGUGUUGUAGGAUCACGAGGAAGAUGAAGGAGUUGAUAUUGCUGGAAGAGGUUGUUGCGAAAAGGUGCGAGCUUGAGACUGUGAUGAGGUUGAAGAAGUUGCUUAUGAUGUCGUUGAAUGGUACUCUUCAUGUGCAUGCUUUGAGGUUGAUGAGAAGAGAAUUGGGUCUUCCUUGUGAUUUUAGAGACUCCAUUCUUGGGAAGUAUUGUGAUGAGUUUAGGUUGGUUGAUUUGGAGAUUGUGGAAUUGGUUGGUUGGGAUGAUGAAUUGGGAAUGGCUUGUGUUGAGGAAUGGAGGGAGAGAGAGUAUAGAGAGAAAUGGUUGAGUGAAUUUGAGACCAAGUUUGCUUUUCCUAUGAAUUUCCCAACUGGGUUUAAGAUUGAAAGAGGGUUUAGGGAAAAGUUGAAGACUUGGCAAAGGCUUUCUUAUACGAAGCCUUAUGAGAGGAAAGAUGUAAAAUGCGGCGGAGCGCAACGCUAUGAGAAGAGGGCGGUUGCUGUUCUUCAUGAGCUGUUGAGUCUGACUGUGGAGAAAAUGGUUGAGGUUGAUCAGUUGGCUCAUUUUCGAAGGGAUUUUGCUAUCGAAGUUAAUAUGCGCGAGGUACUGCUUAGGCAUCCGGGGAUAUUUUACAUAUCGACAAAAGGAAAUGCUCAAACGGUUUUUCUUAGGGAGGCUUAUGAGAAAGGAAGGUUGGUUGAGCCUAAUCCGGUGUAUGAAACUCGUAGGAAUAUGUUGGAGCUUGUGUUAUUAGGACGCAGGAAAACCAAACAGUUAUUAGCUUCUGAUGAAUUUAAAGAAGAGAGCAAUACUGUCGUUUGUAAAGUAGAUGGAGGUAAAAGAGAAGGAGAUUGGGCGAUUCAAUUCUUGGAGGGUUGCGAGAAGAAUUGAUCCUCGUGAUAUUGUGACGGUAGCAGAAACUACAAAUCUGGAGAGUUUGCUAAGUAGUGUUUUGCUCUUAACUUUCAGCAAAAGUGUUCCUCUUUGCUUUGUUUGCAUAAUUGGGUCUUCCAAUUCUGUAUGUAAUUAUUCUUCUUCUUACCUGUAGUAUGGUUAGUUGGUCAUAAUAUUCUUUUUGAUAGAAGGAAAAUUCACCUUUGCUAGAUUUCUAUAUUAGUGAUCAGAUAAUACUUUGAUGUUUUCACUACAUAAUCACUUUCAUAUGACAAAAUCAGAUCAAUAUUUUAGAAAACAACAAUCUUUUUCUCGAUCGAAACCGGUGUAGGUCUGUGCACAAUUCCCGGCUGGAUAUUUGCCUAUCUUUCAUUUCAUAAUCCUUUUAUUAUCUGGUUGUUGUCUGCUCCCAAAUCACAAAAUUCCAAUUGCGCUGUAGACCGCAAGGAGACUCCUAACUCAAGAACUAAGCCCACUCCGCACGACGAUUCCUUCUACGAUUUUGGUUGCCUCGCUCUUUGUUUAUCCCAAAUCACUCCCCAUUUCUUCCCAAUAUUCUUCGCGCAUCAUCUCUCCUCUUUGUUUAUCAUUUUUCAAUGUCUCUCCCAAAUAGUACAAAGCCGUUGAGGAAGAAAUCAAGUGAUUGCUGCUGCCAAUUUGUCUUUCGCAGAUUGACGAGCUCGCGCAAAGGGAGAUUAUGAAUCACAGAUCCUUGAGCAUCCAAAUAUCAUUUGAUUUUAAAGAGAUAUGACUGACAUGUAUAAUACAAUGAUAACCAUGAAAUGAAGAGAAAAGCUGCAGCGUACAACAAUAAAGCAAGCUCCGCCAGUAUUCAGUCUUCAAAGAAGCCUACCGAAAAUCCUAAAGCAGUUGCAAAAUUUGAGUGGCAAGCAAAAGUGAAUUCUCCUGUUGUUGAGGAUGCAAUUGAUAACUUCACUAGACAUCUGGUUUAAGAAUGGAUAACAGAUCUUUGGUACUCUAGCUUAACACUGGACAAAGAGGCUCCCGAGGAGUUGGUGCAACUGUGUACUUGGUGAAAUUUCGGGACGCAUGCGAAAUAUAAAUCUGAUUGAUUUUUUGCGAAGGGAUCUUGUUAAUCACAUUAGCACUCAUUUGGAGCUGUAUCGUGCUGCUAUCUCCAAGAUUGAAAAACAACAAACAGGUUCAUUAACAAUUGAAAGUCGAGAUACAGAACUAAAAAUUGUGUUGGCUGCAGAAAACAAAUUGCAUACUGCUUUAUUCUCUUCUGGAUACAGCAGUCAAUUCACUAAAUGCAUCCUUUCAUACAGACAAAAAUGGCUCAACUCGCUCUUCAGUUACCGCGUAUAAAGAUGACGAGCACAACCACAUUAAUAUGCAUACUGAGUGAAUCAGAGAGCAAUACUUCAUAUACUUCUGAAGAUGAUGAAACUAGUAAUGUUACAGGUCUCAAUUCCCCUGGAACUAAGGUUUGGGAUGGAAGAAAUAACAGAAACCAGACUGUUUCUUAUGUUCAUCACCCACUUGAAAUUUUUGAUAACCACAGUACAAAGAAAAGGAAUAAGAACCUUCCCGCUACCUGAGAUCAUUCAGAACUUAAUCUGGCAGUAAAAGGUCUAGAUCAACCGAUCACAAGACACAAAUGUGGCAGGAAGUUGAGAGAUCAAGUUUUUUAUCUAGUGAUGGUCAAGGCAUACUCGGCUCUUCAAAAUCACAUGUGAAUUCUGACGAGUCCUCCCAUGAGAUCGAUUUUGAAAGUUUGGGUAGAAUUUAUAGUGGAGCAGCUGCCAUCUUCUUCAUCCUCUAUAUCUGAACAAGAAUCUUGUAGUUUGGCUGUUAAUCCUCUGUUAAGUUCUUCUUCUUUAGUAGAUUCCUUUUACAAGUUGGGAUGGUAUAAAAACAUAUCCUAGAUCAUUUGUUGUGAUUCCUGCAUCGUCCACGCUUUGGGUUCAUUGAAGCCCAAGCGUGAGUGGGUAUUUUGUCGAGCUCGAGUAUCGUUUACUCUCGUUCGACAACGAAGGGAAUAUGUAGUUCACCAACUUCGAACUGAAGAUAGAUGUAGAUUUAGAAGUCAUGUGAGUAUUUUUCGUUGUUAUUGAACAAAGAGUCCGAUUGAAGUGGGUGUGAGGUUGCAAAAUCCAUCGAAGAUAUUAUCAACAUGUUGCAACGUCCUGAACUACCCAUUUAUAACGAUAUGUAAUGUUAAAUUUCCAAUUAUCAAUUAUCUAUGUAAUAUUGAGUGUUUUAAUUUAAUAUCAAAUUGUUAUGAUUUGUAGAGAUUAGUAUAUUGUCUAUGUUUUUUGUUUUUCAUUUGAAUUAUCAGAGUUAUUUUCGGAUAUACAUCUCCGAAGCAUAUCAAAUAUAAUUUUGGACAUGCAUCUUCGAACUAAAAUCAAGUAUAAUGAAGAAUUGGUGCGUCCGGAGAUGCAUUUAUGAACUCUAGGGACAAUUUUGAUUUUUCACCGUGGGUUAGCUAUGCAUGUGAUAUCGGGAUUAGAGUUUCUCGCAAAAACUGUUGCGGUUAGAUUC
This is a messenger RNA of Vicia villosa (hairy vetch), 3844 nucleotides long. RefSeq names its product protein ROOT PRIMORDIUM DEFECTIVE 1-like. Gene Ontology annotation, molecular function: RNA binding. Bases 92 to 1333 code for a protein of 413 amino acids. The record is from RefSeq and is a predicted model, not a curated record. The transcript is spliced from 3 exons. Lineage: Eukaryota; Viridiplantae; Streptophyta; Magnoliopsida; Fabales; Fabaceae.